AUGCUAUUUGGAAAUAAAGGGAAAGUAAGUGCUAAGUAUGUGGGGCCAUAUGAGAUUCUUCAACGUGUGGGAAACGUGGCUUAUAAGUUGGCUUUGCCAAUGGAGUUCGAGAAAAUGCAUGACGUGUUCUACAUUUCCCAAUUGAAGAAGUAUGUGCCUAGUGAAACCCAUGUGUUGCAACCAGAAACAAUCCAAGUGGAUGAGUCUUUGACAUAUGAAGAAAGACCAGUGAAAAUCUUAGAUCACAAGGUGCGAAGUACUAGGAACAAGGAUGUGAAGAUAGUGAAGGUCCUUUGGUCUAACCAUGAGUACGAAGAGGCUACUUGGGAGGCCGAAGAAGAGAUGAGAAAUAAAUACCCCGAGUUAUUUGAUGAGGUGAGUUACGGGGGCGUAACUCUUUUCUUUUAA
Molecule: messenger RNA, 408 nt
Organism: Chenopodium quinoa (quinoa)
Lineage: Eukaryota; Viridiplantae; Streptophyta; Magnoliopsida; Caryophyllales; Amaranthaceae
Exons: 1
Coding region: 1-408 (135 amino acids)
Source: RefSeq, a predicted model, not a curated record